AUGGCUGAAGUAAAUCAUUCUACAGUGUCUGAGUUUGUGCUGUUGGGACUUUGUGAUUCCUGGGAACUUGAGAUUUUCUUUUUUAUUUUGAUCUUGGUGAUCUACUUGAUCACUGUUUUAGGUAAUAUUUUCAUUGUUAUUUUAGUUAUCAUUGAUCCCCAUCUUCAUUCCCCCAUGUACUUCCUGUUGGCCAAUCUCUCUUUUAUUGAUUUGUGGCUUUCCUCAGUCACUACUCCAAAGAUGAUCACAGACUUGCUCAUGGAAAAUAAAACCAUUUUCUUUGGAGGCUGCAUGUGUCAGAUCUUCUUUGUGCAUUUUAUUGGAGGGGGUGAGAUGGUGCUGCUUGUGGCCAUGGCCUAUGACCGCUAUGUAGCCAUAUGCAAACCACUCUAUUAUAUAACCAUCAUGAGCCAAAGAAAAUGCAUUUGUCUUGUAAUGAUUUCAUGGACUAUUGGAUUUGUGCACUCUUUAAGUGAAUUGGUUGUGAUUAUGGAGCUGCCUUUCUGUGGUCCUAGAGUAGUAAAUAGUUUUUUCUGUGACAUUCCUCUGGUGAUUGAGCUUUCCUGCAUCGAUUCCCACUCCCUUGGAAUCUUAUUGAAUUCUGAUAGUGGUGUUCUUGCUAUGACAUGCUUCAUUAUCUUACUGAUCUCCUAUACUUACAUCCUAUUCACAGUUUGCCAUCAUUCCAAACGUGGGGCAUCCAAGGCCCUCUCCACUUGCACUGCUCAUAUCAUAGUGGUAGUGUUAUUUUUUGGACCCUGUAUCUUUAUCUAUGUGUGGCCACUUAACAUAACAUCAGUGGACAAAUUUCUUGCUGUGUUUUACUUAGUCAUCACACCUCUCCUGAAUCCAGCCAUUUAUACAUUUAGAAACAAAGAGAUGAAAGUUUCUCUGAGAAAAUUUAAAAGUCAGUAUGUAGUCCUAGGUGUAAUUUGUAAGUUUUGUAAUAGGUAG
Messenger RNA from Antechinus flavipes (yellow-footed antechinus), 954 nucleotides. Its product is annotated as olfactory receptor 4K2-like. The transcript has a single exon. Gene Ontology annotation, molecular function: G protein-coupled receptor activity; olfactory receptor activity. NCBI's taxonomy places the organism in Eukaryota, Metazoa, Chordata, Mammalia, Dasyuromorphia, Dasyuridae. Gene Ontology annotation, biological process: G protein-coupled receptor signaling pathway. Gene Ontology annotation, cellular component: membrane. The coding region runs from base 1 to 954 and encodes 317 amino acids. The record is from RefSeq and is a predicted model, not a curated record.